Bubalus bubalis (water buffalo) is the source of this 4630-nucleotide messenger RNA. RefSeq names its product nuclear RNA export factor 3. Gene Ontology annotation, cellular component: cytoplasm; nucleus. Gene Ontology annotation, molecular function: RNA binding. Gene Ontology annotation, biological process: poly(A)+ mRNA export from nucleus. Bases 3102 to 4598 code for a protein of 498 amino acids. NCBI's taxonomy places the organism in Eukaryota, Metazoa, Chordata, Mammalia, Artiodactyla, Bovidae. The record is from RefSeq and is a predicted model, not a curated record. The transcript has 24 exons.
AGCAAUGAGAAUAGUUUUUCAAUGAGUCUGUGAAUGAACAUAAUUACUGGUUCAGCAGACUUAAAGAAAAGUGAACUUUAAGUAUCUUCCAGCCUUAACUGGAAGUAAACCCUCCCUUUAUUACAGAUACAUUCCUGUAAAGAGUCAGUCUUCUCUUCUGUGAAAUGGGAUAAAUAAUGUCUGCCUUAGAGGGCUGCCGAAUGGAAUACAUGAGGUGUGGAACUGUUGGCCUGCCUCCUAUGCAACUCCCCAGCAUUUAACAGGACCCUGGCUCUCAUCAGAUCCUUGGGCAGUACUAAGGGGAAUUUUCACCCAGGCUCACAGCAGGAAAAAUAGCAAACUUGGCUGUCUAUUGAAGAAACUUAAAAAGGGUCACCUUUGUGACCAGAGCCAGCAUUGCACUUUGAACACCACUGAGCAGGAAACCUGAGACAGAGAAAUAGGGUUAAUCUUAAUGGUGGAACAUAUUUUGACCUGCUGAGAUUGAGACUGACGGGAAUAAUGCCAGAUGGAACACUGAAUCUGGGCAAAGGACAAAGAACACCAAAUAUGGUAAAUAGAGUUGAAGAUACCAAUGAAGUUUGAGAAUUUUUCGUCGUAGAGAGGCUGCACCUCCUGGAGUUAAGUUGCCCAAAGUUGUUUCCAGAUUUGAAAGGCCAUGAGGGACACUAAUGUAAUGAGGAGUAGAAGAGAGAGGAUCAGCUGCAACAUGAAACAGUGAUAGGAAAUCAUGUCUGACCAAUUGCCCAUUGUAAUGGACAGGUUUCACUCAGAGAAGAUCCUCUCUUCACUUUUCCAACAGUGAGAAGUUCAUAAUUUUUAGGUGUCAGAGAGGAGCCAUCCCACAGUUAUAAAUUCUCUGGGUUGUUGUUGCCUUUUUCAUCCAGUCUAAGUUCACAGAUAUUUGGGCAAGAGGCUUAAAGGGAGUAUGACCAGAGGAGUUCAAUGGCUGUUGACCUGGCAAUGGGGGGCUUCAUUAUUACCUGUCUCUUUUUCCCCCUCUGAAACUUUAUUACCCUAGCACUCAGAGCUGCUCAUCAGUCUUGGUUUCCACUUCAGCCUUGGGUGGAAGAACUACUGCCAGUUUCCCUAGAAACUUUAUUCACUGACUAAGUUAUUUGGUGUUUCCCAUGUCGUACUGAAAAAAUGACUUGUGAUUCUUUUCUGCCAGUAUUAUCAGACGGGAAAAGAAAUGUUGAAGCAUUCAUCAAAAGUGUCCAGCCACUGCUUUGUCACAUGUAGUCGUCUCCUUCUGGUCUCCACCAUAAAUCCUUACUCUUGUUUUGGGUGUAUUAUGCUAGACAUGGAAUUAUUUGUCUUCCAGGGCCUUCAAGGGAAGAACUCAUCCAGGGGUCCUCUUUCCACCCUCCUUUCCAAUUAGUCUCUGAGAGAGGAGGUCAUUUCUCAGAAACCCUUUGUCUGGCCCUCAUCAGAGGCAGCUCCCUUCAAUUUGCAAGAAGACCUAAAUUAAUUCCGUUAAGAGAAUCUACCACAUGAAAAAACUUACUCUGUGACUAAGUCUCUGUAUGUCUAAAACUGUUGGAACUGAAUAGAAGCUAUGAGUUCUAACUCUUGCCUAGAAACAGCCUUCUCCCAAAGGAGGAUCCUGCCACCACCCUGCUCUCCUGGAGUGGUGGCUCCACCGGUAUCAGAAAGAUGCUUGUCAGGAGACAUCAAGUGCCCUGGGAAUGUGAGGACAGUGCAGUUGCUAUCUGACUUGGGGCCUUGAUCUCAUUCCCUUCCAGCCUCAAUGGGCCUGUGAAGAUAGCACAGAAGCUUCUGUGAAGACAGAAGCUGACUUAUAUGUUCAAAGGGAAAAGGAAGAGGGACUCACACUUCUUGAGGACGGAUCUUCUGAGAGUCAGGAAUCUGGUGGAGCUUUACCCUCCUAGAAGUGGAGGGGGCAGGAGAAUGUGAACUACAGUUGUGAUUGGUAUUUGAAGGGCAGCAUGAUCUGGAGAGCAGGAAAAGAAGGAAAAAUGAACAGGAGAGAAGGAAAAUAUUCACAUAUUUCUGUUUUGACUGUGACUCAAUGUCAUUUUGGGCUUCCCAGGUGGUGCAGUGGUAAAAAAUCUGCCUACCAAUGCAGAAGACGCAAGAGACAUGGGUUCGAUCCCUGGAUCUGGAAGAUCCCUUAGAGGAGGGAAUAGCUAUCCACUCCAGUAUUCUUGUCUGGAGAAUCCCAUGGACAGAGGAGACUGUCAAGCUACAGUCAAUAGGGUCACAAAGAGUCAGACAUGACUGAACUUAGCACACAUGCAUGCAAUGCUGUUUUAUGUGGUGGAAUAAGUGCCCUAAUGGGGCUGAGGAAGAAAAGAAGGUGUCUAUACCAUUUCCAUUCAACUGAGUCAUGUACCCCAUGAAUGGAGACUGGAGUCACCAUCUACCCUAUUCCCCAUGUUUUCCUUUCCCCUUAGCUUACCCUCUUGUUUUACAUGGGAAACUAGUAUUUUCUUUGAGGUCCUGAAAAGUAAGAUCAAAGUCUAAUACUAUGUCUGCCAGACAGGACACAAGACACUGGAAAAAGAGAGACAGGAGACUUCCCUGGAGUAACUGUUCAUGUCUAUAACUUCCGGGAAAUACUUCUCUGCUGAACCUUUGAAAGCCCUCAUGCCAGUGGCCUUUCUCAUCAGAUGUCUGAAGGAGACAGAUUCUGAGGAUCAGUGUCCUGUUGACUGAUGGAGCUUCUACUCCAGGUUCAAGGGCAACGGUCCUCAGGAGACCCCAGCACCUCACAUCUUCAGUUGGAUAUGACACCUGACUCAACAAGUCUUCCUCAGUGAAUUACUGGGUUCUCCAGUGGUGAAACAGACAGGAGAAAGCACUAGGACAUCACAGAAGGAUGUGGACACUGAGCCCCAGAAACAAGAUCCAGUAGAAAGAACCAGUUGUGAUGUUGAGUCUGCUAGACAGGUUCUUGGAGCAAGAGUGAAGAGAUUGGGUCCCAUCAUUGGGACACUUUAGAGCAGACCGAUAAAGUGAACCCUUUACAAAGAAGAGCACCAAGCUGGGGUGUUUACCGAAGGCAAUACAUCUAUUGGUCUGAACAGGUCAUUUCCCAGCAGCAACAAGAUAGAGAUUCAGAAGAAAGUGAUGCUUGUAUGGACAUCCAAGCAAGAUAUGCUUCCUGUGAACUUCCAUCCCAUCAUCGGAGAAGUAGUUUUCAGAAACAAGACCAAAUGCAUAUUUAUAUGGAGACAAAACAAAAGCCUCCAGAAAAAAGAAUGGGGAGAAACAGACAGGAUGAGACCUUUGGGAGCUGGUUCAAGAUCAUAAUUCCCUUUGGUAUAAAAUAUGAUGAGAAGUGGCUGCUAAAUUUGAUUCAGAAGCAAAGCAGUGUCCCCUUCACUGCAUUCGAAUUUCACUAUGAGAAAAUGCAGGCCCAGUUCUUUGUAGAGAAUGCCAACAUUGCCUGUGCAUUGAAGAAUGUCAAUGGCAAGAUUUUCAAUGAGGUUAAUGAAAAGAUAUUUAUCUUGGUUGAACCCUGUAAGUCACCCCAGUCUGUGCAGAAGGCGCUGACGUCUGAAAAGGUGGAGCAGAUAAAGUUUUCGUCCUUGGACCUGAGCAACAAUAAACCCUACCUGCUGGAUGGCCUGUCCACCAUUAUGGGGAAUGCUUCCAACACCCAGAACUUGAACAUCUCCAACACUGAGGUGAAGGCUGAAGGGCAGAUGGACAAGGGUCAGCAGCUGGAACCAGGAGGGAUGUGUGCAGACAAAAAUGCCAUAUGCACCAACUUCCCUGAUAAGUCAACCAACAUAAGGUUACUAAGCUUGGAUGGCCAGGAGACACUCUCAGGUUCUAAGUGUGUUAUUGAAGCUCCCAAGUUCUUAUCAAUGUGCAAGGGAAGUUUCUUUGGAUCUGAUCAGGUGAACAGUCAAAUCUUGCAAUUCCUGCAGCAGUAUUACCUGAUUCAUGACUAUGGAAAUCGCCAGGGACUGCUGGAUUUUUAUCAUGAGGAGGCCUGCUUCUUCCUGACCAUUCCAUUCCACCCCAAGGACUCACGCUUAAGCAGUGUGCAUCUAUACUUCAAGGACAACAGGAAUACAGAGAAGCUCAAGGACCCCAAACUGCGUGUCCAGAUGCUGAAACACACAAAACAUGACAUUGUGCGUGCCCUCUGUGGAUUACCCAAAACUCAGCAUGACUUCAGCUCCUUUGAGGUGGACAUGUGUUUCCAGACGGAAACGAUGUUCUGCUUCUCUGUCAGUGGGGUGUUCAAGGAAGUGGAAGGAAGUUCUCAGGGCUGUGUGCGUGCCUUCACCCGGACCUUCAUCACUACUCCCACCAGCUCUUCCAGUCUUUGUAUAGUGAAUGAAGAGCUGUUUGUAAGGGAAGCCAGUCCCAGUGAAGCUCAGCGUCUGCAUUCUCCAUCCCAGUGCCUACACUGUCGACCACGUUCAUGUUCCGCCUCUCCCCUGAGUAGCAGGAAAUGGUGUGGGCUUUCUCCUCCCAGUGUGGAAUCACCUCCAAUAGUCCCAGAAGUGACUUCUGGGUUUGCAUUGAGUUGGGAGGGAGCUGGGAGGAGUGGACGAGUGAUUAAUGGGAACCUGAAUGUAAAUUGUUUUCCUUGUUUAUUUCAGUUAUUUCUACCCUGAACAUUUCAUUUUUAGUACAUAGUAAGCUACUA